UUUCCGGGUGCGCUCCAUCUUCCAGCGUCCGACCAAGCUGUGGCAGAAACCGCAUCUUCCAUCAUCUCCCCGCCGGGAAGAGCCCCUAAAUAACCAAAUAUUAAUCGCUUCGAUUCUUACAUCCCUUUAUUUGAGAAGCUGUCAGAAUGACUGACUCCAAGUAUUUUACCACCAACAAAAAAGGUGAAAUCUUUGAGCUAAAGGCUGAGCUAAACAAUGAGAAGAAGGAGAAGAGGAAAGAGGCAGUGAAAAAAGUCAUUGCAGCCAUGACAGUGGGCAAGGAUGUCAGUUCCUUGUUUCCAGAUGUGGUAAACUGCAUGCAGACCGAUAACCUGGAGCUGAAGAAACUGGUUUACUUGUACCUUAUGAACUACGCCAAGAGCCAACCUGACAUGGCCAUCAUGGCCGUCAACAGCUUUGUGAAGGACUGCGAGGAUCCGAACCCACUGAUCCGAGCUCUGGCUGUGCGUACGAUGGGCUGUAUUCGUGUGGAUAAGAUCACUGAGUACUUGUGCGAGCCUCUGCGAAAGUGUCUGAAGGAUGAAGACCCCUAUGUGAGGAAGACCGCCGCAGUGUGUGUGGCCAAACUUCAUGACAUCAACGCUCAGAUGGUGGAGGACCAGGGCUUCCUGGAUUCUCUCAGGGACCUGAUCGCUGACUCCAACCCCAUGGUUGUGGCAAAUGCAGUGGCUGCGCUGUCUGAGAUCAGCGAGUCUCACCCCAACAGCAACCUCCUGGACCUGAAUCCCCAAAACAUCAAUAAGCUCCUGACGGCCCUCAACGAGUGCACCGAGUGGGGCCAGAUCUUCAUUCUGGACUGUCUCUCCAACUACAACCCCAAAGAUGAGCGUGAGGCCCAGAGUAUCUGUGAGCGUGUGACUCCACGACUCUCUCAUGCUAACUCGGCUGUGGUGCUGUCGGCGGUGAAGGUGCUGAUGAAGUUUCUGGAGCUCCUGCCCAAAGACUCGGAUUACUACAACACUCUUCUGAAGAAGCUCUCUCCUCCCCUUGUUACGCUGUUGUCUGGGGAACCAGAGGUCCAAUAUGUGGCCCUCAGGAACAUUAACCUUAUCGUGCAAAAACGGCCUGAGAUCUUGAAGCAAGAGAUCAAAGUGUUCUUCGUCAAGUACAAUGACCCCAUCUACGUCAAGCUGGAGAAACUGGACAUUAUGAUCCGCCUGGCCUCUCAUGCCAACAUUGCCCAGGUCUUGGCUGAACUGAAGGAGUAUGCCACCGAGGUGGAUGUAGAUUUUGUUCGGAAAGCCGUUCGGGCCAUCGGCCGUUGUGCCAUCAAAGUGGAGCAAUCAGCUGAGCGUUGUGUUAGCACCCUGCUGGACCUCAUCCAGACCAAAGUCAAUUAUGUUGUGCAAGAGGCCAUUGUGGUCAUCAGGGACAUCUUCCGCAAAUACCCCAACAAAUAUGAAAGCAUAAUUGCCACUCUGUGUGAAAACCUGGACUCUCUGGAUGAGCCCGACGCUCGAGCAGCCAUGAUCUGGAUUGUGGGCGAAUAUGCAGAGCGUAUCGACAAUGCUGAUGAGCUCCUGGAGAGUUUCCUUGAGGGCUUCCAUGAUGAAAGCACUCAGGUCCAGUUGACUCUCCUGACAGCCAUUGUGAAGCUGUUCCUGAAGAAGCCUUCAGAGACUCAAGAGCUGGUUCAGCAAGUGCUCAGUCUGGCCACUCAGGACUCUGAUAACCCUGACUUGCGUGAUCGUGGCUACAUCUACUGGCGUCUGCUGUCCACCGACCCCGUGACCGCUAAAGAGGUUGUGCUGUCUGAGAAGCCUCUGAUCUCCGAGGAGACGGACCUGAUUGAGCCCACCCUGUUGGACGAGCUCAUCUGCCACAUCGGCUCGCUGGCCUCCGUCUACCACAAACCCCCCACUGCCUUUGUGGAAGGAAGCCACGGCAUUCACCGUAAACAUCUGCCCAUCCAGCACGGCAGUAUCGACACCGGGGAGAGUCCAGUCAGUACUGGCCAAGCUGCUUCCAUCGACCAACCCCAGGUUAUUCCAUCUCAGGGUGACCUUUUGGGAGACCUGCUUAAUCUGGACCUCGGGCCUCCCGUCAACGUGCCCCAGGUGUCUUCCAUGCAGAUGGGCGCUGUGGAUCUCCUUGGGGGUGGUCUGGACAGUUUGCUCGGGGGAGAUCUGGGAGGAGGUGUUGGGGGCAGUCCUGCAGUGGGCCAAAACUUUAUCCCGUCAUCGGUGCCCAACACUUUUGCGCCGUCUCCUACACCUGCUGCCCUCAGCAGUGGGCUCAAUGACCUGUUUGAGUUGUCCACAGGAAUGUCCAUUACUACAGGAGGAUAUGUGACACCUAAAACUGUGAGUGCUACUUGCUUGUAUCUUUCUAUGAGAUACCAUGAUCACGGUGUCUUUGUUUGUUUUCUUGUCUUUAGUUUUGGAGUGAUCCCCACCACACCUCUCCCCAUUCACACUCCGCUGAUGCCCAGCCAAAGCAUCGACAUCUCCCUCCCUCUCAACACCAUCGGACCUGUGAUGAAGAUGGACCCACUAAACAACCUACAGGUGGCCGUGAAAAACAAUAUUGAUGUCUUCUACUUCAGCACGCUGAUCCCUCUCAACGUGUUCUUCGUGGAGGACGGCAAAAUGGAGCGUCAGGUGUUCUUGGCCACAUGGAAGGACAUACCGAACGAGAAUGAGCUGCAGUACCAGAUCAAAGAAUGCCACUUAAACGCAGAUACGGUGUCAGGCAAACUGCAGAACAACAAUAUCUACACCAUUGCCAAGAGGAACGUAGAAGGCCAGGACAUGCUGUAUCAGUCGCUCAAACUCACUAACGGGAUCUGGAUACUCGCCGAACUGCGCAUACAACCUGGCAAUCCCAAUUACACGCUGUCUCUGAAAUGCCGGGCUCCAGAAGUGUCUCAGUAUGUGUACCAGAUGUACGAUGCCACUCUGAAGAACUGAACACCACUAUCGUCCUUUUCUCUCUCUCCAUAUUUGUCCUUUCCUCCCCAACCAGCCACCACCACCUCUGUGGCAGAGGAUCCAGCUCUCCAAUGUUUUCUGCCACUAUUUUAAGUCCAUCUAUAGGUACCAGUAUGUGCCCACUAUGCGUGAAUCACACAUGUUCCGUUCUAGCCAAAUGUCUUGAUGUUGUUGAUAGCGUCGAAGGGAAUUUUGGGACACCGCUAUAUAUUUUUUAAUUGUUUGAAUGCAUUGUCAGGACUUCACCUUCCCAUGCCCUGUAUUUGUCAUCUUAUUGCGAAGAAGGCAAGAGUAUACGUGUCAAAUCUUUAAACUGAAGCAAGUUAUACUGUUUUAAUGGAAACCACAUAAAAUCAAUAUAUUCCUGAAAUAGUACGUUUUUGAUAUACAUCAUGCGUUCUCUGAUUUGCUACUUCAUGCGAUUGUACAACAUUGCCAGCUAUCUAAUUAGCCUUGCAUGCUUUGACCAACAUAAAACGUCACAUUCCUUUUAAUGUUUUGACUAUCUCGUUCAGCUUAACCACUGCUGAACAUGACGACACUCCAUCAAUGUCUUAUAUCAGUGAAACUGCUAUGAGACGACUUAACGUGAUACAAAAAGACUUUUCUAUCAAUCUUGUAUAAGUGGGUCAUCUGAUAUUAAUUCCCAGACUGAAUCCAUCCAUAUGUGAUGUAUUGUGCUUGUGAAAGUGAGUCGGUUUUGUGCGGUAGUUUUUGGAGUGUUAGAAAUAUCUGUUCAACAUUAUUAUAUCUACAACUUCGCUCAGCUUUGGUUUACGAAUAAUACACUAACAUAUGGAUGCAAUAAAAAAAAAUUUAAAUAACGUAGACUCAGCGAUACAAGGAUGAAUCACGUUUGGACUGUUAAGUAGAGUUGAGUGUGUGUGUGUGUGUGUGUGUGUGUGUGUGUCCCCGAAACUUUAUUAGUCUUCAUGGUGGUGCUGGUGACUAAAUGUGAACCUUUUUUGUUGCCAUAGUUGCUAAUGUGCCUGUGAACCUGCAUGUAAGCAGUGUCCAAUAAACAUCUGCCAGUAGAACACUUGUAUAAGAAGGUGAAAUAUUAAUACAUUAACCUUUAUAUGUGCAAAUGUGAGUUUUAAGGAUUAUGAUUUAUACUGUCAAUGCGCGUCCUAGUAAUGAAAUGUGAAGUCUGACAUGCACAAGUUCAACAAAAAGUCCGAUCAAAUUUCUCCAGGAUUAUUUUAUGGAUAGUUGUAAAUCAAAAUAAAGUCAGCAGUGUUGGCCUCCCAAA
Messenger RNA from Pimephales promelas (fathead minnow), 4203 nucleotides. Lineage: Eukaryota; Metazoa; Chordata; Actinopteri; Cypriniformes; Leuciscidae. The record is from RefSeq and is a predicted model, not a curated record.